CACUUAAGUCUCAACGCUCUAAUCAGUCCUGUCCAGUUUUUAUGGCAAUUUACAAUAAAAUUUUUUGAAUCUUGACAAUCCACAUUAGAAAAAAAAGGCCAAAUAUCUAAAGAAAGAAAUGAAACUCUAAGUAAGGUGUGAAAUAUUCUUGAAAGUAUAAGUUGCCAUUAAACUUAAAAUCGAAAAAAAUUUUAAAAUUUUCAUUAAAAAGUUUUGUAAAAAGUUCAAUAAUUUUUGCGUUUAGCAUGAAAGUUCACCAAAACUGAUUAAUUUUUUAAUUUUUGAAAAAGUCAUCUUAAGAAUUUUUGGUCUCAAGCGCAAGAAUUGACGUACAUACAUACAUAUGUGUGUGUGCGUGCAGAAUGAAACAUAUUGGAAGCAUUUUGAUUGUAUUAUCAGAUUAUUUAGUUGUAUUACCUUAAAUUUAUUGAAAAAUUGAAACUAUGAUAUGUCGUUUGUGCUUGAAUGAUGUUGAAAAUUAUUUCGAUUUUUUUAGUGAAAAGGGAAAAGUUUUAAACGCAGCAAAAAUUAUUAGCCAACAUUUUUGGUUUGAACCAAAAAAAAAUGACAGCUCUCAGAAAACUAUUUGCGAAAAUUGUUGGGAAAAUAUCAGUAACUUUCACUCUUUUUAUGUUCUUAUAGAAGGUAGACACAAGUUACUUUCGUAUAUAAAAUCAGAUCCAUUUGAAGAGAAGCCUAAUGUGAUAUCCAACAGCAAGAGCGUGAACAAUAUAAAAAAUAAACUUGAUAUAAUAGAUAAUUCUGUAAAUUCGUGCUUCGACGGCAUCAAAUUGGAAGUGGUUUCAGGUGAAAGCGCUAAUAUACACAGUUCAAAUAUCCAGCUAACUUCUAACGAUUGUCAAUACAUUGAUAAUGAAAAUAGAAAACUUAGAUAUCGCGGAAAAAAAUUGUCACUAGUCAACGAUAAGAUUAAGCAAUCUGAUUUAGUAGUCAAAAGCUUUAAAAUAAAAAAAGAAAAUCAGAAGAAAAAUUUAAGUCCGAAAAACUUGAUACUUAAAAAAGUUGAUAAAAUACAGCCCGGUAUCGUGAAAAGAAAGAACGAGUUUUUUUCUGAUGAGCAAAUAAGGGAAAUUAAGACACUAAAUUGUAAUAGCUGCUAUGAAAAAAUAUCCACAUUUUCAAAACUGAAGAAACACAUGAAUGAGGUACAUGGUGAAAAUGGCUAUGUUGUAUGCUGCGAGAGAAAAUUUUACAAGAGAUACAAAUUUGUAAACCAUUUACAAGCUCAUUUAAAUCCGGACGAAUUCAAAUGUCCACACUGUGAUAAACGAUUAGCAAGUAAAAGAAAUGUGAAGCUUCAUAUAAAAAAUAUGCAUACAGAAAUAGGAAAAUUGAAAAAUUUUAGAUGUGACCAAUGUGAAAAAACUUUUGCUCAAAAAGCUUAUUUAGAUAGGCAUAAACUCGGUCACAUACCAGACAGUGAAAAACAUUUUGCUUGCGAAAAAUGUGGAAAUAGAUUUCCAACACCAGCUUUACUUCGAGUUCAUACUGUCAAUGUUCAUGAAAGUAGGCAUAGUUCCAUAUGUGAUUUGUGUGGAAAAAAAUAUAAAAGUUCUGUAGAUUUAAAACGUCAUCGACUGGAACAUAUGGGAAUACAUGAACCUAAGGUGCAGUGUGAAAUUUGUAGUGAUUGGCUAUCAAAUAAAUACAAAUUAAAGCGUCAUAUGCUGAAACAUACAACAGCAGAUAGUGAACAUCGCUGUCCAAUAUGUAAUAAAAUGUCAGGAAAUCUUUUGGCUUUGAAAAGUCAUAUGAGAUUACAUAUAGCUCCCAAAAAAUUUCAGUGUAGUAUUUGUCAAAAAGGAUUUCGGCGCAGUUUAAGUUUGAAGGAACAUAUGACGACACAUACAGGAGAGACUUUAUAUUCAUGCACCAAUUGCUCACGAACUUUCACCCAUCACUCAAAUUUGCAUCAUCAUAGAAAAAAAAUGCAUCCCAGAGAACUCGAAGAAGAUAGAAAAUUGAGACACUUAAAGACAGAAAAUUAUAAUACUUUAUUGGGUACACUUAAGCUGGAUAUAGUUAACAAUGAAAAUAGUACACAAAUUGUGAACACUGCAAUGGAAGCUGAAACAAAAACUCCGUGAAAAAUAGUAUAUUAAUAAAGGAAACAAUAUUAUGAUAUAAUAUGUAUGUAAUAAUAUGCUUAAGAUAUACCAAAUCGAGGAUUUCACAUUUAAAUAAAAUGCGAAGACGCACAACAUCUUUGAGUGUUUUUGAUAAUGUAAUAUAUUUCGCAUUUCUAACUUGGAACAUAAAUAACUUAGACAACAGAAAGACGCAGCUGCCAAAACUAUAUAUGUAUUUAAAGUGUCAGAAAUGAAACCACAAAAUUAAAUAGACAUUUUAUUAUUUCCAGUUUACUGAUUAAAAUAAUCAGUAAUAUAUCGUAAAAUAUAUGUUAAAAAUUUCAACAUGUAA
Condylostylus longicornis is the source of this 2442-nucleotide messenger RNA. Its product is annotated as transcription factor grauzone-like. The record is from RefSeq and is a predicted model, not a curated record. Bases 444 to 2108 code for a protein of 554 amino acids. Gene Ontology annotation, cellular component: nucleus. Gene Ontology annotation, biological process: regulation of transcription by RNA polymerase II. NCBI's taxonomy places the organism in Eukaryota, Metazoa, Arthropoda, Insecta, Diptera, Dolichopodidae. Gene Ontology annotation, molecular function: RNA polymerase II transcription regulatory region sequence-specific DNA binding; zinc ion binding; DNA-binding transcription factor activity, RNA polymerase II-specific. The transcript is spliced from 6 exons.